UAGAAACAGUUCUCUGUGGUUUUCAGUGCGCGAUGAGUCUCGAAACGAUGAGCGAUUUGAGGAAAAAGUACAAAAACUGGAGAUCAUACGUAAAGUUUGUAAAGCUAGUUUCAGACGCCGGAAUGGAAGAUGAAACUAUGUUUGGUGAAAAGCAAUCGAUACGGGACUCGGCCCGCUCGCUCAAGAAGUACGGCAGCAUAUCCGGCGGAAGUCGAAGCCCGGCUGCAUUACAGCCCACCGACGCACUGAUACGACAUGACGUUGAGCGGACCGAUACGCUGCAGGGUCUUGCGUUGAAAUACGGAUGUAGCAUGGAACAAAUUAGGCGAGUAAAUAGGCUACUGCCAACGGAUACCAUCUUUCUGCGGCCGUUUCUUAUGGUACCCGUGGCGAAAGACUCACCCCACUAUCCUAAGGAUCCGGAAGCAAUCAUACGUCCAAACGCGCUGUCCAGUCGGAUGAUGACAUCAGGCAGCAGCAGUGGAGGUGCUAGUGGAAGCGGGAGCAGCAGCAUUAUUAGCAACAACAACAACAACAGUAUCAGCUCCGACGGUAAUGGGUACUCGCUAAGCGAAGAAUCACCGCUCGUAUCGCCCGAAGAGGAAAGUCGCAAAAAUCUGGAAGAAUUUCUUGGCAAAAUCGACAGCUCGAUUGCAUCGACCCGCAAAUGCAUUGCGGAGGUACAGCGAAACAGUGACUUCGUAACGAGCAGCCAGAGCGACGAUAAUCUGUUCUUCUCGUCUUCGUCCGGCGGUGGUGUUAGCGGGAGCGGUAGCAGUGGCUACUAUUCGAAACCGCGUGCCUACUCGAAUGCAUCGUCUUCGUCCUCGAUCUCGUCUUACCAGCAGUAUCACUAUCAUUUACCGAGUGGUGGUGCCGGCGGUGGUGGCAACAAUGUGUCCGCUGCUGGUGGUAGUGGCGCGAACCAUCAUCACAAGCGCCAGAGUUCCUCCGGUAGUGCCGCGUCCGACACGAACCAGCUGAUUGUGAUGACGCAAGGCAAGCGGGUGCAAAGUUCACUUCAAAAGCUGGAACGCCAGCAAGACGAACUGUUCGAAUUGUAGCACCAACCGUCAUGGCACCAAACCGAAA
Anopheles maculipalpis is the source of this 1092-nucleotide messenger RNA. It is a transcript of the gene red, whose product is annotated as lysM and putative peptidoglycan-binding domain-containing protein 1. The transcript has 3 exons. The record is from RefSeq and is a predicted model, not a curated record. NCBI's taxonomy places the organism in Eukaryota, Metazoa, Arthropoda, Insecta, Diptera, Culicidae. Bases 33 to 1064 code for a protein of 343 amino acids.